CUAAAAUUUGAAACAAAAUGCAACAAAAAGAAAAGAAAAAAAAAAUGAGCUGCAAGUCAAAGCAAACAAGCUCGAGCUUUUGCAGAGAAACUCGCAACAUAUUCAAUUUUCGACAAAAUAAUUAUAUAAUAUGAAGGUGACUUUGAGCUUAGACAAGCUCCGACUCCUCCUGCAACGCUGCAUUUACUUCUCAAGAUUCGAGAACUGAAUGAACCAAGUGGUCCUGUCUCCUCCCCCCACAAUCACACACACUGUCAAGAAUGGGCUGCACUUCAUCCACAUUGCUUAACCAAGACGAAGAAUUCUCCCAAACCGGUGGUUCAGCCGCUUUCAGCCACCACAUUGUGUCCCUCACCUCCACUACUUACGGUUUGUUAACCCUUGACCCGCCGCCGUUGAACCGCAUCCAGCCGCGUUCUCCCACAACAGUCCCUCCGACGCCGCUUGCUCCGCCGCGGAUCACUCUGGGGUCUCUGUUUCCCAGUCCUCUGUCCGAACCGCGUUCUGUAAGGAGUCAGCCACUUGAAACUGUCAGCUCAUGGGAGCUCAUGUCUACCCUCGAUUCCUAUCACAUUCCCACCUUCCGUUUCUCCCCUUCGCCGUUUGCUACCUCGAAGCCCUUCAAUCCUACAGUCAAUAAACAAGAUGUGGCCCGGCAGGGGGAUGAGGAGAACAUUAGCCCGAAUCUUGGGGUUGUUCAGUCCUCGAUCGAGGUGAGGAAAUCGUCUGAGGGUUCAAGCGAUCGAGAUGAUUUUCUUCAUGGGUUUGAAAUGAUUUGCCCGCCAAAUGGGGAGAACAAAGUGGUGAUAUAUACUACAACUUUGAGGGGAGUGAGGAAGACUUUUGAGGACUGCAAUGCUGUCAGAUUGGCGAUUGAGGGACUCGGGACUUCGUUCUGUGAGCGUGAUAUUUCAAUGGAUAGAGGAUUUAGGGAUGAGUUGAGGGAAUUGAUGAAGGGAAAAGGGAGCAACGAGUCGAUACCGCCACGAGUGUUUGUGAAGGGGAGGUACAUUGGUGGAGUAGAGGAGAUGAUGAGGGUAGUGGAGGAGGGUAAUCUAGUGAAAUUACUUCAGGGAUUGCCUAAAGUGAGAGGCGGACAUGUGUGUGAGGGAUGUGGGGGAGUAAGAUUCUUGCCAUGCUUUACAUGUAAUGGGAGUUGUAAGGUGAUGGUGGAUGUGAAGGAAGAUACUGAGGAUAGAUCUGUGGCUGUGAGAUGUAGCGAUUGUAAUGAGAAUGGAUUAGUGCUUUGCCCAAUCUGUAGUUGAGCCAUUGGAGAAAGUGGAUGACUUUUGGUUCCCACUCCUAUGUUUAUUGGAGUCCUAAUGCAGCACAAACGUUUCAACGCUGCUGUUGAUGCAAGUAAUAGCAAAUGGCUUGAAUGAUGAGGUGAUGAUGGCUGUGCCAACUAUAUAUAUGCCUAAUGCCUAGUUAGUGAUAAUUGUUCAGUUGGCAGAGUUGGAUUUGGUGUAACUUACAAAUCACUGCGAUUCUGACUUAGUUUUGUAGUGUUAAUGUUAAUGUCAAAGAAACCAAUAAUGUCUUCUGCAGAUUACAUUGUGUCUUUCAAUAAUUUAUACUGUAUUUGGUAUUGCUAUUA
Molecule: messenger RNA, 1597 nt
Organism: Sesamum indicum (sesame)
Lineage: Eukaryota; Viridiplantae; Streptophyta; Magnoliopsida; Lamiales; Pedaliaceae
Source: RefSeq, a predicted model, not a curated record